AUGAACAUCUUCCGACUCUGCGGCGACAUGCUGCACCUGCUGAGCAUCUUGAUGCUCAUCUACAAGCUGCGCAGCUCUCGCAACUGCUCCGGCAUCUCGUCGAAGAUGCAGGAGCUCUACGCGCUGGUCUUCUUGACGCGCUACGUCGACCUGCUCUACUACCACAUCUCGUUCUACAACACAGUGAUGAAGCUCACCUUCAUCGGCACGAGUCUGUACAUCGUGUACUUGCUGCGGCUGCAGCAGCCGAUCAGCAAGACGUACGACGCGCAGGCGGAUGACUUCCCGUACGCGCGCUUCCUGAUCGCGCCGGCGGCGGCGCUCGCGCUGCUGCCCUUCGGCCGCUACCGCGCGCACACGCUGCUCUGGCGCUUUUCCAUUCUGCUGGAGGCGGUCGCGAUCCUGCCGCAGCUGCGGCUGCUGCAGCGCUACCGCGUGGUCGAGAACCUGACCUCGCACUACGUGGCGACGAUGGGGCUGUACCGGCUGCUGUAUAUACUCAACUGGGUGUACAGGUACAAGUACGAAGGCUUCGUGAACUACUUCGGAGUCGUGGGCGGCGUCGUGCAGGUAGCGCUGUACCUGGACUUUUUUUACUAUUACUUCCAGGCGCGCAUCAACGGCGUGAAGCUGAUUCUGCCCUACGCGAACCACGUGUAA
Molecule: messenger RNA, 660 nt
Organism: Dermatophagoides pteronyssinus (European house dust mite)
Lineage: Eukaryota; Metazoa; Arthropoda; Arachnida; Sarcoptiformes; Pyroglyphidae
Product: ER lumen protein-retaining receptor-like
Source: RefSeq, a predicted model, not a curated record